This is a messenger RNA of Symbiodinium sp. CCMP2592, 4416 nucleotides long. The record is from the annotation of a GenBank genome assembly. Lineage: Eukaryota; Dinophyceae; Suessiales; Symbiodiniaceae.
AUGACCGCGAGCGACAAGCGUGAGACCAAGGAGCUGGAGGCUGAGGAGGAAGAGGAAGAGGAGGAAGUGGACCAGGAGGCAAAGGAUGAGAAGACGACGAAAAAGGCGGGAAAGAAGGAUGGAUACCCAGCAGCUGACGCCAACGACGGCGAGGAGGGUGAGACCCAGACCGACUCCCAGACACAGCUUUUGCAGAUGCUCCGGAAGCGGGGCCCCUGCGAGGAGUCCCGGCGACACACGGCACGAGAGCAUCCCUUCUGGGACACCCAGCCGGUUCCCUCCAUGAGCUCCGAGUAUGAUCAAGAUGCCGGACCACUGGACGAGCUGAAGACUGUCGACGACGUACGCCCGGAGCCCUAUCCAUUGCCUGGGCAAUUUGAAUGGUGUACCUGCAAUGUGGAUGAUGAUGCCGAGAUGCAGGAAGUCUACACCCUCCUGACAGAGAAUUACGUCGAAGAUGACGACAGCAUGUUCCGCUUCGACUACUCCAUUCACUUCCUGCGCUGGGCGCUGAAGCCUCCAGAAUUUUUGAGGAACUGGCACCUCGGCGUGCGUGUCAAGGGCGGUGGCAAGCUUGUUGGCUUCAUCACCGGCAUUCCCGCGAAGAUGCGGGCCGCUACGAUUGACGACCUCACCGAGGAAGCAGGUAAAGACGAGGACCAGGACGAUAGCAUGACGGAGCCGGGGACGCCAGAGCUUGGUGGGGGUGACGAGUCCCCACUUGGAGGAGGGAUUGGAAAAGAACUCCACGGUAAAUCUGAUACCUCGAAGGAUCUUGUGGACAAGAUGCACACGGAAAUGAUUGGUGUGCGCUCGGACAUGUCGCAGCACCAUAUUCGUUUGGAGCAUAUUGAGGGAGUCAAAGCCCUGAAAGCCCUUGAAAGCGAACGAAGUGGCAUCAGGGACCCUGAUGAGGACCUCCAGCUGGUUUUGGGUGGCUGGACCGAAGGACGCAAGGGUGAUGUCGAAGGCGAAGUUCGUGAAAUCUUCAGAACCUGUGGUUUGGAAGGGAGAAUUUCAGAAAUCAUCAUUCCCUACAUCCGCACGAACUUUGCAAAAGCCCCUGAGAUCGACUGGAGGGGUCGUCUUUAUGUUGGGGCCACUCAGGCCAUUGCUGAGGCCCAUCUGUUGCCGAACGAUGCCCAUCCCUCGGAUGUCUACAUGACGGACAACAGAGGCGACCACUCUGGGUGGGUUGUUUUGGCCUCGAGGUUCCAUACGAUCACUGGGUACCCCCCUGAGGAUCUGCCUACUUGGUGGGACAAGGGAAAACAUUUGGAGGACCUCCAGAAUACCGCGGACCUGCUCCAGCUUGGGAGCAUGGACAUAAUUGGCCUUCAGGAACUUGGAGGCUGCAAGGACGUCGCUGUUGGGAAAUGGGACAAGAAGGACUUGGGAUUGGCUCACACAACGCCUCGACAGCACACCUGGUCCAAUACGAGGGGUAGCCAUUCUUCCAUUGAUUAUGUUCUGUACCGCACUCCUCACCAGGACACGCUUGAACAGGAGGUUGUCGAAGAUAGUGACCACCUUAUCCAGUCUGAUCACAAGCUCUGUCGUGUCUGUGUCUCGGUUGUCAGAUCGGGGGAAAGGCGUCGAGCUCGUCAACAGAGGACCAAAUGCGGGAAGUGGAUUGUUGACUACACUAAGGCUGUCCCCCAAUGCAAUGAUCUUGCAUGCCGCGCUGACCUUGACAGGAGAGACUUGACUGAGGAGGAUUUCCUGAAAGUAUGUGCCAAAAGCACGUAUCGGCCUAGGAGCUUCCGCUUCAAGGACCCGCCGGAAAUCAAGGACCUAAUCUCCCAGCGCAAACAAUCUUCGGAUCCGAUUGAGAAACGACAACUGGGUAGAGAGAUUGUUCGUGCAAGGGGUGAGGCGAAGAAGAACUGGCGCAUUCAGCUCUUGGAUAGAGCUGCCUCUGGGGACUAUCAGGUCAUCAGCUAUUUCCGACGCAAGCAGAAUGUAUCCCAUUGCCAGCACGACUACUGUUGUCGUGUUGGGGGGGCAGGGCCCGCUGUCGGUGGUCUCAAGGCGUUCUAUCAAACCAAGUAUGCACCCCCUGACAUUUGUCCCCUGCACGACCCACUCCAUAUCUAUGACAACAUGGUUGGACCCAGGCUGCCAGGACCGGCUCUCCUGUCUAAGGAGGAGCUUGAAACAGUCUUGCUCCAGACUAAGAGCGGGAAGAGCGCCGGGGAAGAUGGGGCACCAUAUGAGUUUUGGUGCGCCGUGCUCCAGAGUGAGGCCUCUGAGCAUCUUCUCGAGUUCUUAAAUGAUGUUUUGCUCUGCAAUAGAGGUUUCCCUGCACAAUGGCUUCAAUCACAGAUUGUGUUGCUUCCGAAGAUUAAAGAGCCUCGGGCUCCUAAAGAUUUUCGCCCAAUCGUGCUGGCAGCCACGCUUUCGAAGCUGCUGACCAAAGCAUUGCUUCUCCGCCUCAGAGAGCAUUUUCCUGUCAUGUUGACAGGGCAGCUGUCUUCGCAGCCUGGUGCCCAGUCUCUAGAUGGUUCAGUCGCACUGAAGCAUGCGAUCCACCUAUCUAGACAAUGGGGCUUGCCCCUAAUGGCAUGCAAACUGGAUGUACAAGCCGCGUUUGAUACGCUUGACCACUGUGCCUUGGCGAAGUUCCUUGGCUCCCUUGGCCCGCAUCAAGAGAGCAGGCUCCUCCUGAGCCUUAUUGUUCAAACCAGUGUCAAAUUGAGUUUCUGUAACCAAUCAUGGGUUCAGAAAUUGCGGCGAGGGAUCCUUCAGGGGUCUGCUUUUUCGGCAGAACUGUUUGCACGUUGUUUAGAUCACUUUCUGGGGCCUCUGGUAUUGAGCUGGGAAUCUCAGGAGUCCACCUGGCUGAGGGACAGCUCAGGGAGACCUUUGUUUCUCAUUCUCUACGCAGAUGACCUACUCGUGUUAGCCACGUGUGCGAGUCAACUCGAGAGACUUCUCGAUGAGAUACAGGCCACUCUUGAUGCGAUCGGACUUUCCUUGGCUCGUAAUAAAUGCCAGUAUAUCCAAUCUCCUGAUCUCUGCGGCAGCGAACCGGUCUGUCCCAGGGGCUUUGAGAAACCCCUCGAGCUUGUCGACUCUUUCACGUUCCUAGGCAUUUUGGUUGGGUUCUCGAUUACGUGCCAGAUGACCCUCUCGGCAAGACUACGAAUGGCAACGAACUCGUUUUUCGGUUACUUGUCCUUUCUAUCCAGGUCGAGAGGCUCCUUGGUCAAACGACUUCAUCUGCUCGAUUCCUUUGUGACGAGCCGUUGGAGAUGGCUUUCAGCCGCUGUUCGGCCUUUGCACGCCGUAGCCCAACAGCUGAGGACUCUACAAACUCAUUUUCUCAUGUCAAUGACGCGUUUGCCCCCCGACCCUUUGCAAACUUCGUGCGAGAAUUGGGCCUCGCGCCGACGUGCUUCGCGUAUGGCAGCGCAGUCCUGUGGAAAUCGUCCAUGGGACGCCAUUCAUUUGGAGUCCUUCAUGAAUUACUGGGGCCACGCGGCGAGGUUAGAUCCUGCCCUCAGAAGACCUAUCAGUCAUCUAAUGCAGGUGAGAAAUGCUUCAUGGUUGGCAACUCACCCUCAUGCCAAACGCAAAAAGGGCAAGUGGCCUAACGCUGUCCUCUCACUUGAGUGGCUGUGGUAUCGAUCCCGACUUACUGGUGAUCCCAACUCCUGGGAACAAGCAGCACAAUACAGAGACCGCUGGAAAGCUUUCGCUGACGAGGUCUUUCGUAUUAAGGGAUUGCUUCGGGAUCAAUUCUAUCCGGACCUGCGUUCGGUCGACUUGUGCAGGCGCUGCUUGUUGCGCACAGGUGACCGCUUUUGGCUACUUCCCCAAACUCAUGCGCCUAUCGAUAGACCCUACCCUUCGUCUUUUGAACAUGUCCUGGAUGCCGAGGACCAAGAUGAUAUAGGCCACUUCUGUAUUGCCUGCGAUGGCAGCCGUAAAGGUGUUCUCAUGGGAGCAGGUGUGGCCUUGUUACCACCAUACGGCGAAGUGCCCUCAGAUGUUGUCAUUGCGGGUUAUCCGAUUUCUGGAGGACCCUCUACUAACAUCAAAGCCGAACUCAUUGCAGCAACCAAGGCGCUCGAAAUGGCCCUUAGGAUUCUUGAGAGGUUUCCUGGCAUUCCCGUCCUUCUCCAGACGGACUCGGCUUACGUCCUCCAGGUUCUUGAGGGUGGAACAGUUGGGUUCGCACAUGUUUCUCUUCAGGCGGGACUUUGCAUGCUUUGGCACAGAUGUAGGAGCAGAGUGCGCGCCAUGCAUGUGAGAGCUCACAAAGGACACGCUUUAAAUGAGCUUGCUGACAGAACAGCAAAACAAGCACUUGAGUUCCCAGCUGGUCACUACUUUGUUCGCACCUUGGAUGCAUCGAGGGCAUUCGUGCCACCCCAGAACUCCGCACUGCCUGCUUUUUGUGACUGGUGGUGA